This is a messenger RNA of Cinclus cinclus, 3369 nucleotides long. It is a transcript of the gene WWC1, whose product is annotated as WW and C2 domain containing 1. The record is from RefSeq and is a predicted model, not a curated record. The coding region runs from base 1 to 3369 and encodes 1122 amino acids. Gene Ontology annotation, biological process: cell migration; negative regulation of organ growth; regulation of hippo signaling. The transcript is spliced from 23 exons. NCBI's taxonomy places the organism in Eukaryota, Metazoa, Chordata, Aves, Passeriformes, Cinclidae. Gene Ontology annotation, molecular function: kinase binding; molecular adaptor activity. Gene Ontology annotation, cellular component: cytoplasm.
AUGCCGCGGAAGGAGCUGCCGCUGCCCGAGGGCUGGGAGGAGGCGCGGGACUACGACGGGAAGGUGUAUUACAUCGACCACGGCAGCCGCACCACCAGCUGGGUCGACCCCCGCGACAGGUAUACUAAACCAUUGACCUUUGCUGACUGCAUCAGUGAUGAGUUGCCCUUAGGAUGGGAAGAAGCUUAUGACCCUCAGGUCGGAGUCUAUUACAUAGACCACAACACCAAAACUACUCAGAUAGAAGACCCUCGGGUGCAAUGGCGGCGGGAGCAGGAGCACAUGCUGAAGGAUUACCUUGUCCUGGCCCAGGAGGCCAUUGCUGCCCAGAAGGAGAUCUAUCAAGUGAAACAGCAGAGGCUUGAGCUGGCCCAGCAAGAGUAUCGGCAGCUGCACGAUGUGUGGGAGCACAAACUUGGCUCUCAGACCAGCUUGCUUUCUGGCUCCUCGUCAAGUUCCAAGUAUGACCCCGAGAUCCUCAAAGCAGAGAUUGCUACUACAAAAUCCAGGGUCAAUAAACUCAAGAGAGAAGUAGCUCACAUGAAGCAAGAGCUCCAGUACAAAGAGCAUGGAUUUCAAACACUGAAGAAAAUUGACAUGAAAAUGUCUGAUACUCAAGGUGGCUACAAACUUGAUGAGGCACAAGCCAUUUUAAGUGAAAUGAAAGCUCUCAAGAAGGCCAUCACAUCGGGGGAGAAGGAAAAACAAGACCUCAUUCAGAGCUUAGCCAGGUUAAAAGACAGCUUUGUGAGUGAUAGAGGAUCCCAGUCAGACCUGUGGGCCGGCAGCAGCAUGUCUGUGGAAAGCUCCAGCCCUCUGCUACCCCGGCAGUACCUGGAUGGCAGCUCCCAGACAGAUGUUUCAGGAAAUUUCGUUGCCAGCAGCAGUAACCAGCUGGCCGAGAAGGUGCGAUUACGGCUGCAGUAUGAAGAGGCAAAGAGAAGAAUAGCAAACCUGAAAAUCCAACUGGCUAAGCUUGACAGCGAGGCCUGGCCUGGCGUGCUGGACUCUGAGCGGGAUCGUCUGAUACUGAUUAAUGAGAAGGAGGAGCUCUUAAAAGAAAUGCGAUUUAUUAGCCCCAGAAAAUGGACUCGAGGAGAGGUGGAGAGACUGGAGACAGAGAGGAGGCGCCUGGAGGAAGACCUUCAGGCUGCUAGAGACACUCAGAGCAAAGCUCUCACUGAGAGAUUGAAGUUGAACAGCAAAAGAAACCAGCUUGUCCGAGAGCUGGAAGAAACCACACGGUUGGUUGCCAUGUUGCACACCCAGCUGAAGAGUCUCUCCACCAGCAUGCUUUCCCUCUCCUCGAGCAGCAGCCCUGGUUCUCUUGCAUCUAGCAGAGGAUCUCUUGCCACCUCCAGCCAGGAUUCAUCCACCUCAGCCAGUUUCACUGAUCUCUACUACGAGCACCUGGAGCAGUUGGAGCAGUUGGACUCGGAAUAUCAAAACAAGCUUGACUUGCUCUUAGAAGGAGCCACUGGGUUUAGGCCAUCAGGCUGUAUCACCACUAUUCAUGAGAAUGAAGUAGCAAAAACUCAAAAAACAGAUACCACGAGUCGCAUGCAGGCUCUGAGAUCCUUGUCUGGUACCCCCAAAUCCAUGACAUCACUGUCCCCAAGGUCAUCUCUCUCUUCUCCAUCCCCACCCUGCUCUCCACUGGUGAUAGACCCACUCCUAACUGGUGAUGCCUUUUCAAGCCAUAUGGAUUUUGAUGAUGCAGAGAUAAGUGGAAAUCUGUCAGAACUCACCCUAAACACUGGGAGUGGCAACUGUAGACUGGAAGAGCCUCGAGCAGGAGAUAAACAUCUAGGUCAAGGUAUAAACACAGCUGGAGGGACGGCGCUGAAGGUGGCGGGUGUGUCGGCUGCAGUGUCCGAUGAAUCCGUAGCUGGAGAUAGCGGGGUGUACGAGGCAUCUGUCCAAAGACCAUGUGUGUCAGAAGUGAUGGUGUUUGACAGUGACGAUACAGAAGCAGUUGGAACAGCCAAAGUGCAGAUUGCUAUGAGAUACGAUGACAAAAAUAAACAAUUUGCAAUAUUGGUCAUCCAGCUGAGUAAUGUUCCAGCACUGCUGUUACAACAAGAUCAAAAAGUGAACAUCCGUGUGGCUGUCCUGCCCUGCUCGGAGAGCACGAGCUGCUUGUUCCGUACCAGGCCAGUGGAAGCUUCAGACAAUCUCGUGUACAAUGAAGUAUUUUGGGUUUCCAUCUCCUACCCAGCUUUACGCCAGAAGACUUUAAGAGUCGAUGUUUGCACUGUAGAUAAGUCUCACCUUGAAGAAUGUUUGGGUGGAGCACAAAUUAGCCUUGCUGAAAUAUGCAGAUCUGGAGAGAAAUCAACCCGUUGGUAUAAUCUCCUUAGUUAUAAAUAUCAGCAGAAGCAAAACAGGAAAAGUAAACAAGGAAACAGCCACUCUGAAGUACCCUGCACUGAAAAAACAGACUCUGUCUCGGCACUCUUAGAGCAAACAGCUGUUGAACUGGAAGCUGUGGAGAAGAAACUGGAGGAAAGCAGAAGCACUUUAACUAGUGGAGAGAGCUGGCAAGAUGAAGAGGUUCCUGACCUGGAAGAACAGGAUGAGAUCAGUGAAAAUGAAGCAGAGGAGGAGGAGGAAGAAUUCUGUGCUGGAAAAUCGCUGUGGGAAACAGAAGAAAGUCUGAAUUCCCAGCUGCACACGGAUAUAGCAGUGAAGGUGGAUAAAGAGACCAACACAGAGAGCCUUGUACAGUCCUCGACUGUAGUUCGUCCAAAAGACAAAAGAGCAGCAAAUCCACCCCAAUCUCAGUUUGUCAGGGGUAGCACCAUCAUCCGCUCAAAAACAUUUUCCCCAGGACCACAGAGUCAGUAUGUGUGUCGGCUGAAUCGCAGUGAUAGUGACAGUUCCACACUAUCCAAAAAGCCUCCCUUCGUUCGGAAUGCAAUGGAGAGACGAAGUGUCAGAGUGAAACGGCCUUCAAUGAAGUCCUUUGGUACAGAGCGCCUCAUCCGCACCUCACUGGACCUGGAGCUGGACCUGCAGGCUUCAAAAACCUGGCAUGACCAGCUGGUUCAGGAGAUCUCAGUGCUGAAGGAACUGAAGGAACAGCUGGAACAAGCUCAAAGUCAGGGUGAAAAAGAGUUGCCACAGUGGGUGAAGGAUGAUGAGAGGUUUCGACUGCUGCUGAGGCUUGUGGAGAAACGAGUGCAAAAUCCAGAACACAAGUGUGAGCUCAAGGCCGAUAAAAUGAUGAGAGCUGCUGCCAAGGAUGUCCACAGGCUGCGAGGGCAGAGUCGAAAGGAGCCUCUGGAAGUGCAGUCAUUCAGAGAGAAAAUGGCGUUUUUCACACGGCCAAGGAUAAACAUCCCAACGCUCUCUGCGGAUGAUGUGUGA